Neurospora hispaniola is the source of this 1561-nucleotide messenger RNA. Its product is annotated as phosphatidate cytidylyltransferase. Gene Ontology annotation, molecular function: phosphatidate cytidylyltransferase activity. The coding region runs from base 193 to 1515 and encodes 440 amino acids. Lineage: Eukaryota; Fungi; Ascomycota; Sordariomycetes; Sordariales; Sordariaceae. Gene Ontology annotation, cellular component: endoplasmic reticulum membrane. The transcript has 3 exons. The record is from RefSeq and is a predicted model, not a curated record.
CAUCGAUAUCUUCCCGUCCGUCUUUGCUGACUCCGUCCCCCGAACACCAGGCAUCUCGCUGUCCUCUGCCACCAAGUACCACGACAACGGAACGUACAAUCAAAGACCUGCGCAUACUGCCUUACGCAUCGAGAUAGCAACCGCCACUACUCCCCCUGAUCGCAUACCUUUGGCUAUACACAUACGACCGCCAUGACAGGCCGGUCUCGUCGCGGGGUUAAGUUCCCCCACAGCGGCCGUCGCAGCAGCAUGAGCGAGGCCAGCGAAGAGAGCUCCCCCUCCAAGACCAGGGCGCUCGCGAAUAUCCAAGAGAAAUCAAAGGAUGCCGGCGACAACCAGCAGCUUUCCGAUUACGAAAAGAAAAAGGCCAACUUCAUCGAGCGCACCCUAUGGACCUUCGUCAUGAUCGCUGGCUUCUUCGCCGCCCUCUUCAUGGGCCACAUCUACAUUGUCGUCAUCAUCACGGCCGUCCAGAUCAUCUCCUUCAAAGAGGUCAUUGCCAUCUCGAGCGGAGCUAGUCGCGCCCGGGACAUUCAGUCUACCAAGAGCUUGAAUUGGUACUGGCUGGCGGUAGCCAUGUAUUUUCUACACGGCGAAACCGUCAUUUACUACUUCAAGCAUAUUGUCAUGGUCGAUAGAGUCCUCCUGCCGCUGGCUACCCACCACCGCUUCAUCUGUUUCACCCUUUACGUCGUUGGCUUCGUCUUCUUCGUCAGCACUCUCAAGGGUGGCCACCUCAAGUUCCAGUUCACCCAGUUCGUCUGGGCGCACAUGGCCCUGUUCCUCAUUGUCGGCCAGUCGCACUUUAUCAUGAACAACGUCUUCGACGGCUUGAUCUGGUUCUUCCUCCCCGCCGCCCUCGUCAUCACCAACGACAUCUUUGCCUACGUCUGCGGCAUCACCUUUGGCCGCACCCAGCUGAUCAAGUUGUCUCCCAAGAAGACGGUGGAGGGUUUUCUGGGUGCCUGGGUCAUGACCGUCCUCUUCGGCAUUCUACUCACCCAUAUUCUGAUGCGCUCCCGCUUCUUCAUCUGCCCUGCUAACGACCUGGGCGCCAACAUCUUUACCGGACUGGAUUGCGAGCCCAACCCGGUUUUCAUCCCCCAGACCUGGACCAUGCCCGAGUUGCUGUUCUUCCCCACCAAGACGCGCUUUAGCAUCACCAUGGCGCCAAUGCAGAUCCACACCUUCUUUUGGGCCACGUUCGCUUCCCUGAUCGCGCCGUUCGGUGGCUUCUUUGCUUCGGGUCUUAAGCGCACGUUCAAGAUCAAAGACUUUGGCCACUCGAUUCCGGGCCAUGGCGGUAUUACCGAUCGCAUGGACUGCCAGUUCAUCAUGGGCUUCUUCGCCUACAUUUACUACCACACUUUCAUCGCGCAGUCCAAGGUCGAUUUCGACGAGGUGUUGGAGAUUGUGGCGACCCGGUUGACCAUUGACGACCAUAAGAAGUUGUUGCUGUUCAUUGCAAAGUAUCUGGUCAACCACAACGCUAUUGAUUCUUCGGUGAGUGCUUAACCUGUUUCCUGUGCCGGUUGACGACCCAUCAUUACUUGCUAACAUU